This is a messenger RNA of Acanthoscelides obtectus, 90 nucleotides long. The record is from the annotation of a GenBank genome assembly. Lineage: Eukaryota; Metazoa; Arthropoda; Insecta; Coleoptera; Chrysomelidae.
AUGAGGGAGGAGCUGAGUCAGAGGCUGGGAUUAAGCGAGGCAAGGGUGCAGGUAAAUAAGGCUUGGAUUAUUUUUCAACCCUGUUUUUAG